Molecule: messenger RNA, 162 nt
Organism: Peronospora matthiolae
Lineage: Eukaryota; Oomycota; Peronosporomycetes; Peronosporales; Peronosporaceae
Source: the annotation of a GenBank genome assembly
AUGGAGAAGAGCGAGCUGCGGGUGCGGUGGCUCGUGCUGUUUCUGUCCUGUGUGCUCAUGAUCGGCAACUACUACUGCUUUGACAACCCUGCAGCAUUGAAGAGUCAGCUGCAGCAGCACUUUAGCGCCAUCCCGAAAGACCGCUACGAGUUCCUUUUGUAA